AUGAACUCGAGAAAAUGGAAUUAACAAAGUGGUGAAAUUUCGCAAAUUUGGUUGACCAUAAGUGGAGGCCUAAAACAUAAAUGGAAAUUACAAAGAGGCAAAUAAAAUAGUUAGCAAAUUAAUUAAGUAUUAAAGAAAAUUCAUACCCUUUAGAGCGUUCAAAGCGCUAUAGACCUUAUAUAUAUGACCUCAGAUCAGAGAAUUACAUGUCUAAAUAAUCUUAACUUUGGUUUAUUAUUUUUAAUUGUAAUGAGUUAAGCUAAUUUAGUGCAAACAUCACUAUUGCAAUUCUUAAACCCUCCAUAAGCAAGCACAUACACAAACAAUGCAUUAAAUAGUGAAAGAAUAAUAAAAAUUAGUAAGUAUAAUCUUUGUUAGUUUUAUAGCAGCGAUUGAAUAAACUUGGAAAGUAUAGAGAUGGUGGAGAAAAAUAAAAAUAGUGGGAUCUAAUAAUUAUUCGGAAAGGUUAGUAAGAUGGAAUAAAAAUAAAUUCAACGCAUUAGACACUCAAGAGUUAUAUGAAAAUAUUGGGAUGAUAUUAAGAGAAGACUAAGAUGAAUAGAUGAGUUAGAAAUUGUGGAAGAAUAACGAGUAUUGUAAUAACGAGAGAAGGUAGUAAGGAAAUUGUGGCAGCUGAAAUUGUCAACUUGGAUGGAUA
Molecule: messenger RNA, 658 nt
Organism: Paramecium octaurelia
Lineage: Eukaryota; Ciliophora; Oligohymenophorea; Peniculida; Parameciidae
Source: the annotation of a GenBank genome assembly